Molecule: messenger RNA, 945 nt
Organism: Kwoniella mangroviensis CBS 8507
Lineage: Eukaryota; Fungi; Basidiomycota; Tremellomycetes; Tremellales; Cryptococcaceae
Exons: 4
Coding region: 1-945 (314 amino acids)
Source: RefSeq, a predicted model, not a curated record
AUGCUUGCUCUUGCUCUCCUUUCACUACUUGGUACAAGUUUGAACGCUGGCGUUCACGCUUUACCUACUUUCUCGAAUUUUACCACUAGACAAAGUGGUGAAUCGCAUCAAGUCACUUUAGUCAACAAUUGCGGCUCUGGCGAAGCAGUAUUUGUACACGAAGGUAACCCUACCGCAUCAGGCAGUCAAACCGUCUCUGGAGAACUGAAAGGCGGUCUAGCUUGGAUGUCAGGUAUGACCGGAACCGAUUGCGCGGAUAACGGUUUGAAUUGCGGCAUGGUUGAAUUUACAUUGGUCAAUUCUCAAGGAGGGAUGCAGAACUCGGCGGAUUAUAGUCUGUUGGAUGGGACUGAUGAUGAGCUAGGGACUAGUUUGGGUAAUCAUAAAUAUCAAUAUUCCAUGGACUUCGCAUUUACUGGAGCAUGCACCAACGCCCCUGGAGCAUGUACGGGUGAUUCAGCUUCAGAAUGUCCAGAAGGGUUCUUGGAUUCUGCUACGGAGGGUGGAGCACCCACUCAGUGUUUGGCUGAUAAUGUUGGUAUCACUAUCACCUUCUGUUCAGCCGGAGCUGCACCUGCUGGUUCAAACGCGGCAAGCUCAGACUCAGUACCAAUUGGAACUGGUAUAUCCUCCGCUGCUACCUCACCUGCCGCCGAACCAUCUAGCCCCGCCAGCGUUCCCGCUUCUGUACCAGCAGGGACAGGUACCGGUGCACCUGUAGACAGUGUAUCUACUUCUAUCCCAGCUGAUACUGGCGCUGCAACCACUUCACCCUUGGCGACAGGUGUCAACACCGUUCCAGCAAAUGGUGCAGGAAGCGUCGCUGAAGGUGAACCUUCUAUCGCCCCUGCACCCGUAUCGAGCGCACCAGCUGCCGUCACUUCUGCAUCUUCGAAACCUGCUUGGGGUGGUGGUAGAGGUCAUUGGACUAGAGCUGUCUACUAG